Molecule: messenger RNA, 1439 nt
Organism: Linum tenue
Lineage: Eukaryota; Viridiplantae; Streptophyta; Magnoliopsida; Malpighiales; Linaceae
Source: the annotation of a GenBank genome assembly
CGAUUUGGGUGGUUCGCUUCUGUUUGCUACGAUCUACUGUCUAUGUUGGUUCGAAAUUGAUUCGGUUCCAUCUGCCACGAUUAAGGAAAGAUCACUUUUGUUUGCAAUGAACCACUCAGCCGGGCCUAUUUCUGCAUAAAUUCUGGACUUGGUGAAGUACUUCCUUUCGGCGACGAACUCGGUGCGAGGUCGCAAUCGAUCUCAACCCUUUGGGAGCCUUUUCGCCAGUUGGGCAGCGUCAUCUCAGGCAUCAAUUCGAGGUUGUAGCAUUGUUCUCCGGCGCUGCUGCGUUCGAAGAGUGGUGGAGGAAGACUAAAACCUUUGAUUGGACAGGAGAGGAAUUGCCAAGAGGCCAGGAAAAUGAUCAGGUGAAAAUGGCGGCAGCGAUGGGGUACCAGUGUGUAGAGUGUGGAUUCGCCAUCAGAACACUUUACGUUCAGUACUCUCCAGGGAACAUCCGCCUCAUGAAAUGCGAGAAUUGCAAAUCCGUAGCGGAUGAAUACAUCGAAUGUGAAUUCAUGAUUAUCUUGAUCGAUUUGAUUCUGCAUAAGCCCAAAGCUUAUCGUCAUCUACUCUUCAACGUUCUCAAUCAGAAGAGUGCAGUUAUUGAGGGUCUGUUGAGGAAUGCGAUUUUUGGUUUCAUUCUUCUGGAUGGUUAUAGAUGUAUGCUUUUGAAUUGGCAAGAGGGUGAAAGAAGAGGUUCUUCAUCGAGCAUAAUUUCUUUGUUUUGGAGAUACCGAAAGGUGUUCAUGGCUUGUCUUGUUGGUAAUUCACUUUUUCUCUGUGUUUUCCUUCUCGCCACAAGGAUUCUGCUGAACUCUUCGCUUACAUUUUCCAGAUUCAGAGACCUUUUGCUUGUGAUUCUGGUGUCAAGUUACUUUAAGAUUUUUCUCAUCGCCAUGAUGGUCUGGGAAUUUCCUCUGUCAGUGAUUUUGAUCAUUGAUCUUUUUGUUGUUUCGUCUAACACGGUGGCACUUAAAGUCACCACCGGGUCAAGCACGGCUAGAUGUUUGGGGGUUUGUUUCUCGGCCCACUGUGUUAAGCUAAUUGCCACUCACGCCCUCGAGCUGCCCCAGAUAAUGUGGAAGAACAACUUCAGUGGAUAAAUAUCUUCAAUGUACUGCAGUUUCUGGGAUGAAAUCCUUCCAUAACUAGUUCAUUCAACAUUCACACCUCUGCUUUGCUAUUUUGUUUUGUUAGUAGUAAUAUGAGGCAGUUCUGCAUUGGUCGAUUUGGUAUUAGCAGUUAUUUUUUGAGUCCAAUUGGUAUGACAACUUGCACAAAGAGUGCUUUGUUUCUAUGGCACAAUCCCACCUUUCUUCAUUAAUUUCGUCUCUUGGAGUUUCUGCGGAUAAUCGGUCCAAUUUUGCACGGUAUAGGUGACUUUCUGUGAAGUGUGAUCCCCGAUUGAUAGUGCUCUUGACUUGCAUAUCAUAACG